Molecule: messenger RNA, 1444 nt
Organism: Protopterus annectens (West African lungfish)
Lineage: Eukaryota; Metazoa; Chordata; Ceratodontiformes; Protopteridae
Gene: TIPRL
Product: TOR signaling pathway regulator
Exons: 8
Coding region: 137-955 (272 amino acids)
Biological process (GO): TOR signaling
Cellular component (GO): cytosol
Source: RefSeq, a predicted model, not a curated record
GAUUGUGUCUGUAAAUGAGCUCGUAGUUCCGAGUUCAGGGGUUGUCAGCGUGAGGUCGUGGAAUAGCAUAUCACGUAAAGUUCUAGUAGCUAUUCUCGUGUUAGUGGAGGUGUAUAGCUAUUGGCUGUUGUGACAAAUGGCAAACGUAACACACUACUUCCAGAGCAGUACAAAGGAUUUCACAUUUGGACCAUGGAAACUCAAGGCAACAAAAGAUCACAUCAUGAAAUCAGCUGAUAUAGAGCAACUCGCUGAAGAAAUGCAUGUUCCUGGUCUACCAGAAAUGUUGUUUGGUGAUAAUGUCUUACGGAUACAACACACUGAAGGGUUUGGUAUUGAAUUCAAUGCUAAGGAUGCACUUAGGCGGGUGAGAAACUGCCAGCAGGAAUUGGUCAAAGUUGCAUGUGCAGAAGAAUGGCAAGAGAGCAGGGCAGAUUGUGAGCACAGCAAAGAAAUCGUUAAACCAUAUGACUGGACAUAUACAACAGAUUACAAAGGAACAUUACUGGGUGAUCCUCAGUUAAAGGUUAAUCCUACUACAGAACGUAUAAAUACAGAAAAACUAAAAACCAGGGAACAGAUCAUAUUUUUUGAAGAAGUUCUGCUGUUUGAAGAUGAGCUGCAUGACCAUGGUGUUUCCAGUCUCAGUGUGAAAAUUCGUGUAAUGCCUUCAUGUUUUUUCUUGCUGUUGAGAUUUUUCCUCCGUGUUGAUGGUGUGCUCAUUAAGAUGAAUGACACUAGACUUUACCAUGAGGCAAAUACAGAUUAUUUGCUACGGGAGUAUAGCUCACGAGGAAGCAAAAUAUCUGACCUUAAGCAUGUUCCACCUCCUUUGUAUACAGACCCAAAUGAAAUUGCUCAGUAUCUACCCUUGAAGCAGACUAUGUAUGAAAAGUUGGAGUUCCCAAAUGGCAUGGACGGAGUACCUCUAUCUCCAUCUCCACAAAGUACAUGAAGAGGAAUAAGAUGCCUUAAGACAUUACACUACAACAUUCAUCUUGGCCCCAGCCUUGACACAGUUGACCACCUAAGGAGUACCGCUUCUUUAUAAUCUCUGUUAUGAAAACUAUUUUUAUUGUAACAGUAUUGCAUUUUGUGGUUUCAUUUUAAAAACUGACUUCAAACUUCAGAAUUGAAGUUCCUCUGGAAAUGGUUGGACAUGAACAUUUUUGACUGUACAAGAAGAUGCUCAAAAUGUGGUUCAGAGCUUAGUUUUCCUGACUCUCAUCAUAGAUUGAAGAUUUCUGCAUGAUUUGUUUACCUUAGCUGCGGGAAUUAGUUUAAUUUCUGGGUACUCUGCUUAUUUAUGUUACUAAGCAAUGCAACGUUUUUAUAUGUCUAGAACAGAAUCUAGCAUUUGUGUAAGUUGUUCCAUAUUUUUAUGGUGUGCACAAAUAUGGGUAAAUGUGUUAAACUGCUUACAAUUAAAUUGGCUGUUGUGUUA